Molecule: messenger RNA, 1427 nt
Organism: Trametes versicolor FP-101664 SS1
Lineage: Eukaryota; Fungi; Basidiomycota; Agaricomycetes; Polyporales; Polyporaceae
Product: ribosome biogenesis protein Sqt1
Exons: 4
Coding region: 77-1357 (426 amino acids)
Molecular function (GO): protein binding
Source: RefSeq, a predicted model, not a curated record
AUAUAACCAUCAGGCCGUUCUGUCAGGGAGGCGUACACACAACAUCUGUCUUUUUCUCUCCCCGAUCUCUGUCCAAAUGGCCUCAAAACGCGUCGAAGACGAGCACUUCGAGGAGGGUGCCGAGGGUGCAGACGAUGAAGACUUCAUCGACCCCAACGAUGUCCUCGUGGAGUUUGAGGAAGGCGGAGAGGGCGGCGACUUCCCCAUGGAUGACGAUGAGGAAGGCGGAGCAGGAGGCGAGGAAUACAUGGACGAGUCGAUCGUGUACGAAGACAACUCGGCGCAGCACUUCCCCAGUCACAAGGGCUCGGUAUUCGCUGUUUCUGCUCACCCUACCGCACCCGUAGCUGCAUCCGGAGGCGAGGAUGAUCUUGGAUACCUAUGGGACAUCACGACCGGCGAAGAGCUCGUGAAGCUUACGGGCCAUACCGACAGUGUGACCUCUACUGCAUUCAAUGCCGAUGGCGAACUUGUCGCGACGGGCGGUAUGGACGGAAAAGUGCGGAUAUGGCGGAGGGUUGGCAAGGAGAACUGGCGGGUAUGGGAGUUCCUCACAGAGCUCACAGGUCCGGAUGAGGUCAUGUGGCUGCGGUGGCAUCCAAAAGGAAACGUUCUUCUUGCAGGUUCGAAUGACACUACGGUCUGGCUCUGGCAAUUGCCCUCGGGGAACACUAUGCAGGUCUUCGCGGGCCAUAUGGGGCCUGUGACCUGCGGAUCCUUCACGCCAGACGGGAAACGCAUUGUCACCGCCGAUGCCGAAGGAACUCUCAUGUACUGGGACCCCCGCUCGCCAUCACCUGUCUUCAAGCUGACGCCUACCGACGCGCGUUUCGCGUUAGACGGUAUCACCUCCAUCGCCGUCAACCCCGCCUCUACGCUCGCGGUCGUCGGCGGUGCAUCUGGCGGUGUGCGCGUAAUCAGCCUCAACAAGGGCGAUGUCGUUGGAGCGCUCGCUGGCCACCAGGAGGGCGAGAGUGUGGAGGCGGUCGAGUUCGUGGAGCUCGCUACGCCUGGGCCGCUGUCUGGAUCUGCCCCGGCAUCCGGGGGCGUCGUGGUUACUGGAGCUACGGAUGGAAAAGCGUGUAUCUGGGAUCUCAGCACGAUGAGGUUGCGUGCAACACUAGAGCAUGAAGACGCUGUAACAUCUCUGCAUCAUCUUCCCGCGCCGAAGGCCCACCUGAUCGUCUCAGCGUCCGUGGACAAGGUGCUGAGGACAUGGGACGCACGGACUGGAACCCUUGUACGAGAACACAAGGGCCACCAUGGCCCGAUCCUGGACGCCACUCUGGGAUUGGGUGGUAGCGUCGUCGUCAGCGCAGGAGACGACGGCGUAUGUCUCGUUUUCCAGACGGAGUAGUGCUGAUAAAGCAGUUUAGGACGAACAGAAAUGUAUUGCUACCGCACUGUAUGUGACUCCGUAAUUUCUC